AUGACUGAUACUCUUGAUAAGUAUCUUUCUCACAUACAAACCCUUGAAGAGAGACUUGCUGUUGUACGGCAAUACAUUUAUCUUUUUGAAUCUCCUGAACAAAAUAAACUAGAAAAAACACCAAAACAACCUGAAGAUUCAAUUCCAACAUCAGAUUAUCCAGACGAAUUAAAUGACAAUCUUGAAGAAGUACUAAUAGCAUUACUUCCAAUUAUUGAUCAAUCUACAACAAAACCAUAUAUACCUGAACAUCUGUUAUUACUUCUUUCUACUUCUGAAGCAUGUCAAGUACCUUUAAUUCAACAAAAAUGGCAUGAAAAAUUAAUUCCUCUCUUAGAUUCUCCAUCGUCUGAGUUAAUAGAAUCUGUGUCAUAUCUUCUUCUUCAUGGGUUAAUGUGUCCAUUAUUAGCACCACGUAUAUCAAAGAAACUUUGCUCUUUACUUGCAUCAACUCCAUCAGAAACAAUGAACCAAAUGAUUCCAAGUAAAAGAUUAUCAUUACUAUCUUCUGUAGGAACAUUGGCUCAUCGUAAUUUACUUGUAAAGAAUGGGAUUGAUUGUAAUCAAGUUUUAGAAAAUCUUCUUAGAGAACCAAUUCAAAAUGAUGUACCAUCAUUACAUGCAACAAUACGGUGUAUUGCUGGAUUAAUUAAAUCAGUUAACAAUAUUGAGACAAUAAAGAAGGUAUGUCAUCUUGCUAUAGAAAAAUUAAAUAAAGAAUGUGAUAUUAGAACUGAAGUUCAUCUACAUGCUAUUAUUGCUAAUUGUGCUCAUUAUGAAGAAGUUGCAAGGGAAUUACUUACUACAAAUAUUUAUUUUGGAAUUAUUCAAAAUUAUAUCAAGAAUAAACCUUCAAAAUAUGGUAGUGUAGAUGUUCGAUAUUUUGCUAUUCAAACACUUAUUUCAUGUCUAAGUGUUGUCAAAGAACUUCAUGAAGAAAGUAUUAUUAUGUGUGAUUCAGUUCUUCUAGCACUACCAACACAACCAUUAUUGGCUCAUCUUGGAGCAGAUAGUUCAGGAGGACAACAUCCACAAAUGUUAGGUGUUCUUGGAUUAAAGGCUAUGGCAUUAAUAUUGAUUCGAUUAAUAACAUCAAAUACACAAUCUAAUCUUGUUUAUCAACAUAUCAAGAGAUUAUCUGUUCAAAAUGUGAUUGCUACUAUUGGUAGAUGUACAAUCCUUGAUAUUGAAGAAGUUGAUGAACCUCCAAAAGUUAAAAGUGAAAUUAAAAAUGACAGAGAUACUGCAUUGUAUUGGGGACUUGUUGUAUUACAAAAGAUGUUUUCAUAUGAAGUGAUAAUGAAAAAAACUGGUAUUGAAGAAUCAUUGAGUCAAUGUGAGUCGGGACUUUCUUAUCUUGUUAAAGCAGUAAAAGCAUAUUGUGAUAAAACACCUGAUAUUGCAUCAAUUUUUGUAGAUGUAAUUAAGAAUGUUAAAUUCGAUACUCUUAAAGCAGAAGAUAAUAAAAGUCAUUUUGUUCAUCGUUUUGUACAAUUAAUGAGAGAUUAUACUGACUCUUGUUAUGAACACACAGCUGCAAAAGCAUUGUUUGGAUUAUGUGAAUUACAUUUAAUUAAUGCAAAUGAAAUAGAUACACUUGGAAAUAUAGUUAUUGAAUUUAUGAAAAGAGUUAAUGAAUUGACACCAGAAAAUGUCGAGUCAUUGUAUUCUCUUAUUCAUAUUAUUUCUGAAGUCGAUUCUUCAAAUGAACUUGUUCCUUCUAUUGUUUCACUUGCAAACGACCAAAUCAUUCCAUGGAUUAUUUCUCAUCAAGAAAUAUUGAUUCAAGAUGAAAGUAAUUUGGAAAAAUAUGAUUUCCUUAUUCUCGUUCUUCUUGUCUUGUUUUGCAAAGUACCCAAAACACCUUCAAUUGAGAAAUCAGUAAAAGAAAUCUUAAAUGUUUAUGGAAAUGAUGCAGGUGAAAUUACUGACUAUUGCAACAAAUUAUUAAAUUAA
Messenger RNA from Entamoeba dispar SAW760, 1956 nucleotides. RefSeq lists its product as uncharacterized. The record is from RefSeq and is a predicted model, not a curated record. The transcript has a single exon. Lineage: Eukaryota; Evosea; Mastigamoebida; Endamoebidae. Bases 1 to 1956 code for a protein of 651 amino acids.